AUGACGCCCGGGACUGAGCAGGCACCUGCCGCUCGCACCCUGGCGGCCCCGAACCCUCACGGCGCUUUCCAAGAGACAAUUUACGGCUUGGUUCCUGAGGUUCCCGCCGCAGCCCCAAGGAAGAAAGCAGCUAUUCUUCGCUCUUUUUCAGCAUUCCAGGCCUUUCCCGGCAGGGCCCCAAACGACAGAAGAGCCUCACCUGGCUUGGCCUUUCUAGCCGCGGGUUGGAGGGAUUCGGCCUGA
Molecule: messenger RNA, 243 nt
Organism: Rangifer tarandus platyrhynchus (Svalbard reindeer)
Lineage: Eukaryota; Metazoa; Chordata; Mammalia; Artiodactyla; Cervidae
Source: the annotation of a GenBank genome assembly